This is a messenger RNA of Coniophora puteana RWD-64-598 SS2, 2144 nucleotides long. RefSeq names its product the flavin domain of cellobiose dehydrogenase. The transcript has 9 exons. Bases 142 to 1866 code for a protein of 574 amino acids. Gene Ontology annotation, molecular function: flavin adenine dinucleotide binding; oxidoreductase activity, acting on CH-OH group of donors. The record is from RefSeq and is a predicted model, not a curated record. Lineage: Eukaryota; Fungi; Basidiomycota; Agaricomycetes; Boletales; Coniophoraceae.
GCAUUUGACAUGCAGUGCUGCCUUCUCGUCUGCGAUGGGCACUCCCCGUUUUGGGCCUGCCGUCUUCAGACUUAUAAAAAGUCACUCAUCAUGGGAUGAGCUUACCUCCACCUUCCACCAGGAAUUUCCACCAGGAAUAGGAUGUUGCCCUGCCUCCUGCUUGGCAGCCUUGCUUUCGCGAGUGCCGCAGCCCUCGCACGAUCCUCCGCGAGCAAGCCUUUAGCACCCACUGUCAUUGGUACACCUUAUGACUAUAUCAUUGUUGGAGCUGGCCCUGGUGGUAUCAUUGCUGCAGACCGUCUAUCAGAGGCGGGAAAGAAGGUGCUCCUACUCGAGCGCGGCGGACCUAGCACAGGCGAGACUGGGGGAACGUACAUUGCGGAUUGGGCCCAGGGUACCAACUUGACGAUGUUUGACAUCCCUGACCUCUACGAGUCAUUGUUCACGGUCACCAAUCCAUGGUACUGGUGCGAUGAUAUCACUGUCUACGCUGGGUGUCUCCUUGGCGGCGGCACUUCCAUCAAUGGUGGUCUGUACUGGUAUCCGACCGACGAGGACUUCUCCGUCGAGAAUGGCUGGCCCAAGAGCUGGACAAACCAUACGCCGUAUACAUCAAAGAUGGUGCAGCGUCUGCCAAGCACAGAUCACCCUUCGACGGACGGAAAGCGCUACCUUGAGCAGCUCGAACCUGUUCUUGCGCAGCUCCUUCAGGGACAGGGGUACUCCCAGAUCACAAUCAACGACAGUCCAAACUUGAAAGACCAUGUAUUCGGGUAUAGUGCUUUCGAUUUCUUGAACGGCAAACGUGGCGGUCCCGUAGCGACCUACCUUCAAACAGCGCUUAAGCGCUCUAACUUCGCUUACAAGGACCACACACUCGUCUCCAACGUCGUGCGCAACGGCUCCACGAUCACUGCUGUGCAGACAAACGAUACCUCGCUCGGCCCUAACGGGAUCAUCCCGAUCACGAGCAACGGCCGCGUCAUCCUUUCGGCAGGCUCGUACGGUACCGCUCGCAUUCUGUUUCAAAGUGGUAUCGGCCCGAGCGAUAUGAUCUCUCUCGUUGAGGGCAACGCUGUGGCAGCUAAAAACCUCCCGCCCAAGUCAGAUUAUAUCAACUUGCCAGUUGGAAUGAACAUCUCGGAUAACCCGUCUAUCAAUCUGGUGUUCACGCACCCCUCGAUCGAUGCAUACGAUGACUGGGCUGAUGUUUGGUCCGACCCACGCCCUGCUGAUGCUCGUCAGUAUCUCAAGGACCAAUCCGGCGUCCUGGCAGGUACCACCCCCAAGGUCAACUUCUGGCGUUCGUACACCGGAUCAGACGGCCAACAGCGCUAUAUGCAAGGCACCUCCAGGCCCGGCGCCUCAUUGGUGAACACGAGCUACGCUUACAAUGCCAGUCAGACCUUCACUGUCACCACCUACCUCUCCUGGGGUAUCACCUCCCGUGGCCGUCUCGGCAUCAACACUAGCCUUACAGGUACACCGCUCGUGAACCCGUGGCUGACAGACCCGGUCGAUAAAGCCGUGAUUAUCCAGGCUCUCGAGGAUAUUAUAUCCACUGUUAGCCGGGUCGAAGGCUUGACACUGAUCAUGCCUGAUAACACAACCACCCUUCACGACUACGUUGACAAUUAUAGCCCGGACGCGAUGGGCUCAAACCACUGGGUUGGGGCCACUAAACUUGGCUCGGACCCAUCAUUGGCUGUUGUCGAUGAGAACUUGAAAGUGUUCAGCACAGACAACUUGUUUGUCGUUGACGCAUCAAUUAUCCCGAAGCUUCCAACGGGAAACCCACAAGGGACACUCAUGUCUGCGGCGGAGCAGGCGGCUGCGAGGAUUCUUGCGCUGUCUGGUGGACCGUGAUGUGUUGAGUGGGGACGUAUCUGGUAAUUAUGAAUUUAUCGGGACUCUUAUAGGCGUACUCAGACAGCGCUGUUUAUCGUGGUUCACCCUAUCCUGAAGUGACGGUGGGCCACUUAUUGCAUCGCAUUUCUGAUUCCGCAAGACCGGCCCAAUUCAGGUCAGAGACAAAACAUUCCGUCAGAAGCGAGUACUAUUAGCAACGUUUGAAAGCUUCGUACACAAAUCCACUACAACGAUUGUACUUUCACACCCACAACAUAUCUUACCUUCUCUUUCCG